Linum trigynum is the source of this 3127-nucleotide messenger RNA. The record is from the annotation of a GenBank genome assembly. NCBI's taxonomy places the organism in Eukaryota, Viridiplantae, Streptophyta, Magnoliopsida, Malpighiales, Linaceae.
AGCCGCCACAUACGUAAACAAAAGCAUAAAUACAUACAUACGAACCAAACAGAAUUUUGUCGGCAAGUUGCUGAAUGGAUUGGAUUUAAAUAUUAACGCAACGCAACUAUGUGGAGAAGCCAAAUGCAUGCCACGUACAGUUACACUUGCACCAAUUGACCCGCAGCUAGCUAGCUAGGUCGCUCUCUGUUUUCGUCCGGCGCCCUUUCUCCAUCAAACCAAGUGCACUGCCAGAGUUUCUGCCACGUUUUUUUCUUUAUUCAUUACACAAACGACUUAGACCCUCGUUUCAACUACUUACUUGUGGUCUGUGGACAGAUUAUUAUGCCAAGUCACAUCUCAGUUCAAGCUUCAAAUUACAGAUAUCUAAUCUAUCUAUACACUUCACUAAACAGAUAUCAUUGAAUCUAUACGUAACAUCAAUAUAGAUACUUGCACUAAUGACGGAUAAUUAAUGAAUGGUUUAUGUUAUCAUCCAAUUCUUAAUAUGAACGCAAGAUCAUAAACCCAUUGUCUCGAGAGUAAAAAAGACAACGCUUUUAUUUUUUUUAUAUUUCGAAAACUAUUGGAAAAGGUUGCUGAAAUUAUCGAAGCCCAGCAACUUUCUAUUACGGUAUCCGGCUAAUAAACAAUUAUCUGUAUUGGCCCAAUACAAUAACGAGGCCGGCCCGGCCCGGCUUGGAUGUUUACUAUGGACCUUACGACCCGUUUGCGCGGUGCGAUCUUCUUCUAUUCGAGGAGUUCCGCCAUCCAUUCCAUUCCACCGCUGCCUACUCCUCUGUACUCCGAUCUUCGUUCCGGCUGCCGCUAACAGUGACUGUGUUCUGAUAUCUGCUUCCUCUUUAGUUCUCCGCCGCAGACAGUGAAUUGAUCCUUUCAACUUCGUCGCAGAACCAAAUAAGAUCCCGGCUUCGCUUUCGCUGCCGCUACUCCCUACAUUUCCAGUGGUGGGUUAUCUCCAAUCAAUUCGUUUUUAAUUUCCCUGGUUAUCAUUCUGCCCAUCUAAUAAAUUUAGCAAUUUUGGUUUCUGGGGUGGGUUCCGUUUAGCCCAAUUUGUUGCAUUUCGUUUUCAUACAGAAAAAACUCUAAUUGCAUCUAGGGAUGUGUAUAUGGUAGUGCAGUAUAGCUAUCCUGCUCACAGUGAAAGUAGAAGAGUGAGUGGCAGAAAGGCCAAGACUUUUCAUGUGUGAGCUACCUUAAGGAUAACUAUUCUAUCUCUGCCUCAACCGAAUGCUUACUUUCUUCCCAUUUCAAGUCAGGGAGUGUGAUGCUAUACAGUAGGGGAAAACUGGAAUGUAUCUUCCUAGAGUUCUGUCCCGUAGGCUUUGUUCAUGCUCGUCAUCCUAUUCAACAUCUUCAUUCUCAUGGAUAUCUCCACUGCAAGAUGUCGAUUCCAUCAAAGACCCCCCACCACAAACUCAUAACACUCUCCAGGAACGACAGAGAAGACGGCGUAGUAAAUUCAUAUCUCAUGACUCUGCCGUAACCUUAAUCCAAUCCGAGCGAGAUCCCCAGCUUGCAUUGGAAGUAUUCAACAGGGUAGGUGAGCAAGAUGGGUUCAAUCACAAUCAUGCAACGUAUUCCACUAUACUGCACAAGCUCGCACGAUCCAAGAAGUUUGAUGCUGUCGAUGCAGUUCUCCGUCAGAUGACCUAUGAGACGUGUGAUUUCCAUGAGAGCAUGUUCCUCAAUCUUAUGAACCAUUUCAACAAAUCCAUGUUGCAUGAUCGAGUGCUAGAGAUGUUCUAUGCGAUUCAGAAGAUUACUCGUGUUAAGCCCUCUCUCAAAGCUGUGAGCACCUGCCUUAAUCUCUUGAUUGAAUCACAGCAGGUUGAUCUGGCCAGAACUUUCCUUGUUAAUGUGAAGAAGCAUCUGGAUUUGAAGCCGAAUACUUGCAUUUUCAAUAUCUUGGUUAAGCAUCACUGUCGGGUUGGAGAUCUUGAAUCUGCUCAUGAAGUGAUGAAGGAGAUGAAAAUGUCGAAGCUUUCUUAUCCCAACUUAGUCACCUACUCAACUCUCAUGGAUGGUCUUUGUCGGCUUGGCAGACUCAAAGAAGCAACAGAUUUGUUCGAGGAGAUGGUGUCGGAGCAUCAGAUUGUACCUGAUGCUCUUACGUACAAUGUAUUGAUAAACGGAUUUGUUCAAUCCGGAAAAGUUGAUCGAGCCAGGAAAAUUAUGGAGUUCAUGAAGAGCAAUGGAUGCACUCCAAACCUAUUCAACUACUCGACCCUAAUGAAUGGGUUCUGCAAGGAAGGUAAAGUGACAGAAGCCAAAGAGGCUUUUCAGGAAAUGAAGACUGUAGGAUUAAGACCUGACACAGUUGGUUAUACGACACUGAUUAAUUGCUUAUGUAGAGGCGGAAAAACCGACGAAGCUCUGGGGUUACUUCAAGAGAUGCAGGAAACACAGUGUAAAGCCGAUGUUGUGACAUAUAAUGUAUUGCUGAGAGGGUUUUGUGAAGAAGGAAGGUUCGCUGAUGCCCUAGGGAUGCUAAAGAAGGCAACUUGUGAAGGGGUUUACUUGAACAAAGGGAGUUAUAGGAUUGUUUUGAACUGCUUGUUGAAGAGAGGUGAAGUGGAGGAAGCUGCUGUGUUCUUGGGUUUGAUGCUUGAUAAAGGAUAUUUGCCGCAUUAUGCGACUACAAACGAGUUGUUGGUGAAACUAUGUGAGGAAGACAGGGCGUAUGAUGCAGAGAUGGUGUUGUCAGGGCUGACGGAAGCUGGAUUCAAACCUGGAACCGAGUCUUGGUGUUGUUUGGUCGAGUUGGUUUGCAGAGAGAGAAAAUUGCUCGCUGCAUUUGAGCUACUUGAUGCACUGGCUGGAGGGUAAGUCUUUUUAUUCUUCAUUCUUUACAAACAAUCAGAAAUAAGAAGCAAUGUAAGAACUCUGCUGGAUAAGGUAGCUUGCACACUGACGACAGCUGUUUUAGCUAUAUGACUUGUAGGACAGUACUAGGCACUUUUCCAUGUACAUCAAAUGUAGGUUCCAAAGAUCAGAGAACUUGUUUGUGUAAUGCUGUAAAUGGCGAUUAUAGAGAGCAAUAGGAAGUGGUGAGUGGUGGGAGAAUCCUAUGAUCCCAUCAUUAUAACAUGGCGACCACCAUCUUCGAUAAAAUAAAAACAUGCCG